UCCAGAAAUAGUAAAUGCUGAAACACUGUAUGUUGAAACACACUGCAGAUGCCGACUGCCUAAAGCAUGAUUAACCUAAUAGGCUUAAGACUUUAUUUGCUAUUCACAUCUGUCAGGACACAAACUAAAACCCUGGGGUCCUUUAAUUCCACAGGGUAAAGCCCUUUAGAAUCUGCCUGUGGUUCACUGACCGCUGAGAAUUCAAAACAGAGAUGGAAAACAAGUCUUCAGGUUGGGGGUUAAAAGAAAUGAGAGGAGGUUGAUUGCAAUCCAUGGGUUAUUGCCCCAAAUUUGGCAUGAAUGGGCAACAAUUGUUGGGAUUUUGUGGGAUGGAGAAGAGAAGGGGCCUGGAUUCCUGCCCAAGAGAUGCUCAGUGCUGCUGGAUGAAAUGGUGAGACUGAUUUUUGCUUUUAUUUUUAAUCUAAUUUUCUGAACAUGGGAGAAUAGUAAAAAAAAAAAAAUCCUUCAAAACCAUGGGGUGUACCCCUUCCCGUAGUGACAUUGUAUCUAGGAGCGGUAUCCAGUUUUGGAGAAAACCCAAGGCCAUUUUAUCAGUGCAUCAGGCUUGCUGUGAAAGGCUUUCCAUCCCUCUGCUGGUUCAAAAUUCUACCUAUUAUGGCAAUGGAGAAGCUGCACCCGGAGGGUGGAGGCAGCAGGCGAGAGAGCAUCCAGAUCCCAAGAGAAAUCAAAAUAUGGUCAAAAGUCUCCAUCUGUUCCCUGGGAAUCCCUCUCCAGGCAGGAGGAGAGAUGCAACCCUUGAUGAUGAAGUUGCUCUAUCGGAAACCAUGGAUUCUCAGAAACACUUGACCAAGGACACACAUUUAGAGAGUCAAAAUUCCUCCAGGGGAGACUUCUGUUGGGAUGAAAAUAAGGAACAGAGUGCCAGGGAGUUUUCUAAGAAAGGAAUUGUGCCCACUGCUCACAUAUUGGGGAAAGACAGUUGUUACUGUCAAGCCCAAGACUUUCUUGCUUAUGGGCCUGAAGACAAGGUGAAUUUUCCUGAAGCCCUGGUGAAGGCUCACCACAAGGCUUAUGCCUUUCUGCACCCUAGUCUCUCCAGAUAUGAAGCAAUCUUGGGCAUUGCCUACGAGGCUGCUCAAACCCAGCAGUACCUCCAGCAAAUGGUGGGAUUCUUGCUCUGGCGCUUUGAUGAGAUCAACAAGCUCUUGAGAGACAUGGCCAAUGAUGGAGAAGUCCUGCUCCAAGAAGCUGGGGCCCACUUGGCUUGGCCAGCUAAAAAGGAAGAUGCCCCGUGGCAGCCCGAUCUCCUGCAGCAGCUGCUACAGUAUACGGCCAACCGGAUGCAGGUUCUCCAUGACACAGUGACUACCCUCACCUCCAGUUCUCUACAGGACUCCAGUAGCUACCUCCACUCUGCUGCCCAACAUCUGGACAAAAAACUAGAGACUAAAAGAGAACUGGACCAAUGCCUCCUGAAGGCCAUCGGGCUCCUCAAAGGCUGCGUGGCUGGCCCCGGCACACCCAAGGUCGACGACCGACCCCUGUAUUCUGAAGACAGUGGCAUCGGGGCUGACAACGAGUCUCUGCAUUCUGUGGACAAACUGGGGAAACAAAGCAGCUGGGAUUCUUUGGAGGAGCCCACAGAAAGGAAGCCAUGGGUUUCAUCCCACCGGGAGACCAAGGCAGACGCCUGGCUGCAUUACCCAUCAGCGUUGGGGCCCAGCAGACCCCAGGAUGGGGCUCUUGAGAGACAAAGAGCUCAGCCAGCUGCACUGGGUAACCCUUCACAAUCGGAUGAAGCUCUAGCAAAUUCACACUCCAGGUCUCUGCAGCUGGAGAAGAGGUCUUCACAUAAGAAAGGAGAACAUUCCAAAGACUGUGGGUUAACAGUGCCUCUGCUUCUCACUGAUGAGGAGGAUGGCAAUUCAGAGGAGGAGGAGGAAGAGGAGGAGGAAGACAGUGAAGAAGGCACCCCUAGCCUGAGUCACAGUCAGAGAGAAACCUGGUUUUUGAGGCCAACAACCUCCCCAGCCCUCACAGAAAUUAUGUUGUGGCCACAUUUUAAGAGAAUCAAGAGCCCCCAGGCCCAUGAGAUGAUUCUCAAGAUGAAGAAUGCAAUUAGUGAAAGAAUCAAGUUUGUCCCAAUUCAGCCUGUACACAAAGAAUGGAUGGAGGAUGAAGAAAAAAAGAUAAUCCUCCAUGACAGACCCAGUACAGCCAGUGAGGGCAGGACGUGGUCUGAGGGACCAAAGAGAUCCAAGUCUGAGGAAUCUCUGAAGAACUACACUGAGGACCCCACACUCUUGGAACUGCAGAGGGUCCAGAAGGACCUCAGCCAGCGGCUAGAGAUGUUUUAUGACUUCCGUAGGAAAAGAAAAACACAGAACAAAGAAGAGCACCCCAGAACAGCUGUGUUGUGCCUGGACAGCAGAAGAGGACCCACCCAGGGCUCCUCCAUCAGCAAGCUGAAGGCCUCCCUUGCCAAGAACCUCAGCAUUCUACCUAGUCAGGAAAAGAUUGUCUGGCAGAAACCUGAUUCCAACUCUAAGUGUGAGCAACCCAGCAAAGGAAAAGCUGAGGUACUUUCAAAGACUACCUCACCUGUCCAGGAACACGAAUCAUGGGAGAGAAAAAAGGAGGUUCCUGAGACCCAAGGGUGGAAUGGGGAGGGAUGUAGCCCUCAACCAUCUGUCAAGAAACUCAUCGAAACGUUUAGUCCGGCUGAAGAGAUGGUGAACCCCAGACCCUCAGGGGAAGUCAAUGGCAUCAAGAAAUUUGGCUUUCCCAUAACACCUCCCAGGUUCCCUAUUUAUAGGGGGCUUGCUCCUUUGUAUCCCAAGCACCAGCUUUUCCCAGGAACAGCUGGAGAGUCCCCCAAAUUGGGCUCCAGCUGGAGGCCCUUUGCUCCCAUCUUCACACCUCUUCCCACAGUGGCACAAGUUUCCAGGAAUGCUCCAAACGGUGAAACAGAGGAGGAUUUAGAGGACUUCCCUCCCCCACCUCCAGAAAUCCUGAUGGACAAUUCAUUUAAUUCACUGCUGAACCCUGGAGAUCCAGAGCCCGGAGGAGGAAGCCCUGCUGAGGUGCCCAGCAAGCUCCCCCCACCUAGGAAAACAUCAGCUUCCCAAAGACUGAAGGCUUCCCUGAACCCUAUUGACUUACUGCCAAGUAAAAACAUUCCCAAUCCCAUCCCUCCCAGUGGCAAAGGGUCAGGGGACACCAAGGCCGAAAGGAGAGGCAGAAAUCUCUACUUAGAAUUGAUCCAUGUGCCCAGAACCGGCCACAGCCAAGAGAGGUCAGCUGUGGCCCCGAGGAGGCCCGAGGUAGAAGAGGCUACAAGUCUCAGCAAGCAGCCCCAUAAGGUGAUCCCUUUGCCCCAGCUCGGCAGCACAGCUGGGCUAAAGGGAAACAAGGAAGGCAGCACAGGCAGGCCAUCCCAACCAGAAGGGCCAAGGCAGGGCCAAGAGAAAGGCCCCUCUCUGGUCAGGAAAGUCUCCCCUACAAGGCUGCACUGGUCACACAGGACCGAAAGGAGAAACCUUAGCCCACCUGCCUCCCACAGACCCACUGGGCUGCCGACCCAGCCAACCCUUCCCCAGGUGCAGAGACAGGCCAGCCCCCCUUUUAGCCCUAAGACAAGCCCUCCAGCCAGGGCCAGGACACCAAGCCCCCCAACAAGCCCCCCCACAUUGAGAAAGUCAACUUCUCCACUCCCCCAUCCCAAACAUCCCAGUUCUCCUGUGGAAGUCCCUCAAAGCCCCCCGGCUCCCCAAGAGCUCUCAAGUCCACUGGUCAGUCACAGAGAAGUGAGCCCCCCUUCCUCUGGCUCCACCUCUACCCCUCCAACCUCCCCAUCCCAGGAACCCAAGGAGCAGAGUUCAUGGGGGGACCGAGAUCCAGCUCCGGCCAAGGUGGCCCCCAACACCUGUUCUAUAUUCUACCCUGCAUCCCCCUCUCUGUUUGAGGCCAAAUCUCCAUCCUCCCCCAAAGCAUCCCACCCAGAGAGUGGGGAGCAUCCGGAGAUGGCAGCAGAGGCUAAGAGAACAGCCGUGUCCCCAAGGCCAUGGGGGGAGCCCCAGAGGAGGAUGGCCUUGUGUGCUCUCAACCCUCAGCCUUUCAUCAGAAGGACUGCCUCCGACCAUCGGCCAAGAGUCCGCCUCCGGCUCCCAGGCUCAGCCUCCGUGGGGACCACAAGUGAACUGUGCAGCCAGAUCAGCUCAGAGGAGAGUUCCCCGAAGGAAGCAGCAGCUUGGAAUAGCCUCUGCUCACCGGACACAAAGGGGAGCAGCAAGUGGGCCUCUCAGCCGGAGCUCUAUGUAGUGGGGCGAGGGCUCCAGAGGGAGUGAUGGUCUGGACCGGAAUGCUGGGGGGACCCGGAAUCCUGGACCCCGCUACCUUUCUGAAUCACCAGCCUUACCCUGGGGACAAGGGCCCCAGUCUGUUACCGUCUCUUCGGUGGGUAGCAUUUUGUAUCUAAAUAAACCCUCUCAGA
Molecule: messenger RNA, 4453 nt
Organism: Sarcophilus harrisii (Tasmanian devil)
Lineage: Eukaryota; Metazoa; Chordata; Mammalia; Dasyuromorphia; Dasyuridae
Gene: PCARE
Product: photoreceptor cilium actin regulator
Exons: 2
Coding region: 474-4307 (1277 amino acids)
Biological process (GO): protein localization to photoreceptor outer segment; photoreceptor cell outer segment organization
Cellular component (GO): photoreceptor outer segment; photoreceptor inner segment
Source: RefSeq, a predicted model, not a curated record